This is a messenger RNA of Gregarina niphandrodes, 264 nucleotides long. RefSeq lists its product as hypothetical. The transcript has a single exon. Lineage: Eukaryota; Apicomplexa; Conoidasida; Eugregarinorida; Gregarinidae. The record is from RefSeq and is a predicted model, not a curated record. Bases 1 to 264 code for a protein of 87 amino acids.
AUGAUACUUAAGAAACACCUCGCGCAGAUUAAAGAUUACAUUCAAACGAUACAGAAACCACUGUUAGUUUUUAUUGAUAACGUACUACUCAACACCGCGCUGAACAAACCACAGACAGACGACAAAGGAGAUACCUACUACUUGGCUAAUAAGAUACUCAGACUACUCAAAACCACGGACGCUACAAUUACUUAUCACCACAUACAUGGUAAAUUUAACCCGACAGAUACUCCAAGUCGACACCCGAAGGCCAAUAUAAAAUAG